Molecule: messenger RNA, 2624 nt
Organism: Astyanax mexicanus (Mexican tetra)
Lineage: Eukaryota; Metazoa; Chordata; Actinopteri; Characiformes; Acestrorhamphidae
Gene: u2af2b
Product: U2 small nuclear RNA auxiliary factor 2b
Exons: 12
Coding region: 553-1968 (471 amino acids)
Biological process (GO): mRNA processing
Cellular component (GO): nuclear speck; U2-type prespliceosome; nucleus
Molecular function (GO): poly-pyrimidine tract binding; pre-mRNA 3'-splice site binding
Source: RefSeq, a predicted model, not a curated record
GCGCCUCAUUUCCUCCAAACGCCGAGAACCAGCCCGCUACAAACUUAGCAGCGACAGAACGACGCCUGCGGCCUGGUCUGGGUUUAUUAACGGGGGUUUACCGUGUGAGACGCAGGACUGUCUUAUACCCGUGUUUAUAUGUCAGAACCGGACUCUGCUGGAUUAAUUGAGGCUGUUUGCUGUUUGUUUCCCCCUCUCUCAGACUCUGUGUGUCAGAGCGCCGCGCGGGUUCACAGCCAGCCAGCGCUGCUACAUUAGCCCAGCUAACUAACACAACAACAGCGGGAGAGCGGAUUUACCCUGCGGCUGUUUAUUUACUGAGGUUUGUUUUAGUGGGGCGUCAUUAUUAACCAGGUUAACUAGUGUAGCUGAGUGAGAGUGAGCCCGUCGUGCGCGGCAGGUGAACACAGUAACGCUGGAUUAGUGAGUCCUGUGGAGGAAGCUAAACUAGGCUAGGCUAGGCUAGGCUAACAGACUGGGUGCUAGCUGAGCUGUUGGGGGGGUUGAAGCUAAGCCGCUCGCGCGCGUCCAUUCAUCAACCACGGACUCAAAAUGUCGGAUUUUGACGAGUUUGAGAGACAGCUGACUGAAAACAAGCAAGGUGACAGUUUUAACGGCCAUGAGCGGGACAAAGAGAACAGGCACAGGCGGCGGAGCAGCUCGCGUAGCCGCAGCCGGGAGAGGAAGAGGAGAAGCAGGGAGAGGAGAAGCCGUGAACGGCGCAGCAGCAGCAAGGACCGCAGGCAUAGACCUGGUGAAUCUGCACACAGGGAGAAGAAGAAGAAAGUAAAAAAGUACUGGGAUGUCCCUCCUCCAGGAUUUGAACACAUCACACCCAUGCAGUACAAGGCCAUGCAGGGUUCUCCCUGUGUGUCUCUGUCAGCUGCUGGUCAGAUUCCUGCCACAGCCCUGUUGCCCACUAUGACUCCAGAGGGGUUGGCUGUUACACCUACCCCAGUACCUGUAGUAGGCAGCCAGAUGACUCGACAAGCGAGAAGACUCUAUGUGGGAAACAUCCCAUUUGGCAUCACAGAGGAAUCCAUGAUGGACUUUUUCAAUGCUCAGAUGAGACUUGGAGGUCUUACUCAGGCUCCAGGAAACCCCGUCCUUGCUGUCCAGAUUAAUCAGGACAAGAACUUUGCCUUCCUUGAGUUCCGCUCAGUGGAUGAAACCACACAGGCCAUGGCAUUUGAUGGCAUCAUAUUCCAAGGGCAGAGUCUAAAGAUCCGCCGGCCACACGAUUACCAGCCUUUACCGGGCAUGAGUGAGAACCCCAGUGUCUAUGUGCCAGGAGUGGUGUCCACUGUGGUUCCUGACUCUGUUCACAAGCUUUUCAUUGGAGGCCUUCCCAACUAUCUCAAUGAUGAUCAGGUAAAAGAACUGUUAACUUCUUUUGGCCCCUUAAAAGCAUUCAACCUUGUGAAAGACAGUGCUACAGGCCUCUCUAAAGGCUAUGCCUUCUGCGAAUAUGUUGAUGUCAACCUCAACGAUCAGGCAAUUGCGGGACUGAAUGGGAUGCAGUUAGGCGAUAAGAAGCUCUUGGUUCAGAGAGCAAGUGUUGGAGCCAAGAAUGCCACUAUGACGAGUAUAAACGAGACUCCAGUUACACUACAGGUGCCAGGCCUCAUGAACACCUCCAUGAACCAAAUGGGUGGAAUCCCCACUGAGGUGUUGUGUCUGAUGAACAUGGUGGCCCCAGAAGAGCUGCUGGAUGAUGAUGAGUAUGAGGAGAUUGUGGAAGAUGUCCGGGAUGAGUGCUCCAAAUAUGGCCAGGUCAAGAGCAUAGAAAUCCCCCGACCUGUUGAUGGCCUGGAUAUCCCUGGAACUGGCAAGAUAUUUGUGGAGUUCACAACCUUGUAUGACUCCCAGAAAGCCAUGCAAGGCUUGACUGGGAGAAAGUUUGCCAACAGAGUGGUGGUGACCAAGUACUGCGACCCUGAUGCCUACCACCGCAGAGACUUCGGCUAAUCACAAAAGAGUGGAAUGCAGAAGAGGAAGAGUGAGUGGUGCACGAUGAUGAUUUGAGUGAAGAUGGAAGUGAAUGGAGGGAUGGCAAAAGAGGGGACUUUUUGUAUUUUUUUUCUUUUGUGGAAGAUAGCAUUUGCUUUUUAAAAAGAGGGCGAUAAAAACAGAACAUUGCAAACAGCUGUGAUGUAAUUUUGUUUGUAUUUUAAGAAAGCGGUGAGCAUUCAUUCAGUUCAGUUUUUAUUUUAAUUACUAGUUUAUUAAAAGAUGAAAGGUAAUGAUUUUUCUCCCACAAACAGUGGUGACAAUGGCAAAGAGUAAGGGGAAGUACUAAAGUCUCAUGUCUUUCACUUCACACACCCACCAAAGAGAGAAAAAGGAAGCUGGUUAGGCCUGUAAUCCGUUUUCAUUUACUUUUUUCUAUGUUCGAGAGCUGACUACAGAUUUUCUGCUUCUCUCUGUUUUUCUCUCCAGAUUUGGUUUUGUUUAAGUCAAGGGUUAGUUUAUGCCCAGCUAUGUCCGUCUGUUUCCAGUGCACAUCACGCCUUGUACAACAUCAGUGUAACAUCAAGUGUAGUGUGGCACCUUUGUGUGUCUCUGUAUGUGUGAAUUUGAAUAUAAUAGCCCUCGUUUGAUAAUAAAACUAUUGAAUUUCUUCA